Molecule: messenger RNA, 3548 nt
Organism: Gastrolobium bilobum
Lineage: Eukaryota; Viridiplantae; Streptophyta; Magnoliopsida; Fabales; Fabaceae
Product: 110 kDa U5 small nuclear ribonucleoprotein component CLO
Exons: 10
Coding region: 85-3039 (984 amino acids)
Biological process (GO): mRNA splicing, via spliceosome
Cellular component (GO): cytosol; U2-type catalytic step 2 spliceosome; U4/U6 x U5 tri-snRNP complex
Molecular function (GO): translation elongation factor activity; GTP binding; U5 snRNA binding
Source: RefSeq, a predicted model, not a curated record
ACGACGGUGAAUCCAGCUCCCGCUACUUCUCUAGUGUUUUUCACACUUCACAGACUCUAAUUCUAUCCAUUGUUAGAUUCGAACAUGGACGAUAGCUUGUACGAUGAGUUCGGAAACUACAUCGGGCCGGAAAUUGAGUCCGACCAAGACUCUGACAGAGAAGAAGAAGACGACGCCGAGGAACCCGAGGAAGCCGCCGCAUCGGACGGCGAGGGUCCGAGCAACGGAUGGAUGACAACCACCUCGAACGACGUGGAAAUGUUGGACAACCAGGUGGUUUUGGCGGAGGACAAGAAGUACUACCCAACCGCGGAAGAGGUUUACGGCGAAGACGUGGAAACCCUAGUGAUGGACGAAGACGAACAACCACUGGAACAACCGAUCAUAAAGCCGGUGAGGAACAUAAAGUUCGAGGUUGGCGUGAAGGACUCUUCGACCUACGUGUCAUCGCAGUUCCUGCUUGGGCUAAUGUCGAACCCUAGCCUGGUGCGGAACGUUGCGCUGGUUGGGAACUUGCAGCAUGGGAAGACGGUGUUCAUGGAUAUGCUGGUUGAGCAGACCCACCACAUGUCCACUUUUGAUACCCAGAGCGAGAAACACAUGAGGUAUACUGAUACUAGGAUUGAUGAGCAAGAGAGGAGGAUAUCGAUUAAGGCUGUUCCUAUGUCCCUUGUGCUUGAGGAUAGCAAUUCUAAGUCGUAUUUGUGUAAUAUUAUGGACACACCUGGUCAUGUUAACUUCUCUGAUGAAAUGACUGCUGCUUUGAGGCUUGCAGAUGGUGCUGUCUUGAUUGUGGAUGCUGCUGAGGGAGUAAUGGUUAACACUGAGAGGGCAAUACGCCAUGCUAUCCAGGAGCGACUGCCUAUUGUCCUUGUGAUCAAUAAGGUUGACAGGCUCAUAACUGAACUUAAACUGCCCCCAAAGGAUGCUUAUCAUAAACUAAGGCAUACUUUGGAAGUCAUUAAUAACCAUAUAUCUGCUGCCUCCUCUAUUGCUGGCGAUGUCCAAGUUAUAGAUCCGGUUGCUGGAAAUGUUUGUUUUGCAAGUGCGACUGCUGGAUGGUCCUUUACGUUGCAAUCGUUUGCUAAACUAUAUGGGAAGCUACAUGGUAUUCCUUUGGAAGCUAAUAAAUUUGCUUCUCGUCUUUGGGGUGACUUCUAUUUUCAUCCAGAUACCAGAACUUUCAAAAAGAAACCCCCUGCCAGUGGAGGGGAACGAUCUUUUGUUGAGUUUGUGCUGGAGCCACUUUACAAGAUAUAUAGCCAAGUGAUUGGGGAACAUAAAAAGAGUGUUGAGACGACUCUUGCAGAACUUGGAGUCACUCUUAGUAAUGCAGCAUAUAGAUUGAACGUUAGACCGUUGCUAAGGCUGGCUUGUAGCUCAGUUUUUGGUCCAGCUUCAGGUUUCACUGAUAUGCUUGUUCAGCAUAUACCUUCACCCAAAGAUGCUGCAAUUAAGAAAGUUGAUCAUAUAUAUACUGGGCCUAAAGACUCGUCCAUUUACAAAGCCAUGGUACAGUGUGAUUCUUCUGGCCCCCUAAUGGUUAAUGUGACCAAAUUGUAUCCAAAAUCUGAUUGCAGCGUGUUUGAUGCUUUUGGUAGAGUUUAUAGUGGCAAGAUACAGACAGGACAGACUGUGCGUGUUCUAGGAGAAGGAUACUCACCGGAUGAUGAGGAAGACAUGACUGUAAAAGAAGUAACAAAGUUGUGGGUGUAUCAAGCUCGUGAUAGGAUGCCAAUAGCUGAGGCUCCUCCUGGUUCUUGGGUUCUAAUUGAAGGUGUGGAUGCUUCAAUCAUGAAAACUGCCACUCUUUGUAAUGUGGAUUAUGAUGAGGAUGUAUAUAUAUUCCGGCCUCUUCUGUUCAAUACUCUGUCAGUGGUAAAAACAGCUACUGAGCCAUUAAAUCCAAGUGAGUUGCCAAAAAUGGUGGAGGGCCUAAGGAAAAUCAGCAAGAGUUAUCCUCUAGCAGUUACGAAAGUUGAGGAGUCUGGGGAACACACUAUAUUAGGGACUGGUGAGCUGUACUUGGAUUCAAUUAUGAAAGACCUGAGAGAGCUCUAUUCUGAAGUAGAAGUCAAGGUAGCAGAUCCUGUUGUCUCAUUUUGUGAAACUGUUGUUGAAUCUUCAUCAAUGAAAUGUUUUGCUGAAACACCAAACAAGAAGAAUAAAAUAACUAUGAUUGCUGAGCCACUAGAAAGAGGCCUUGCAGAGGACAUAGAGAAUGGUGUUGUUAGCACGGAUUGGAAUAGAAAGAAGCUUGGGGAAUUUUUCCAGACCAAGUAUGACUGGGAUCUUCUUGCUGCACGGUCAAUAUGGGCAUUUGGCCCUGAUAAGCAGGGCCCCAAUAUUCUGUUAGAUGACACCCUUCCGACGGAAGUUGACAAGAAUCUGCUGAGUGCUGUGAAGGAUUCCAUUGUUCAGGGAUUUCAGUGGGGUGCACGAGAAGGACCUCUCUGUGAUGAGCCCAUCAGAAAUGUUAAGUUCAAGAUUGUUGACGCAAGGAUUGCUCCUGAACCACUUCAUCGGGGAUCUGGCCAGAUCAUUCCAACAGCACGACGAGUGGCCUAUUCAGCUUUCCUUAUGGCUACCCCUAGGCUUAUGGAACCAGUAUAUUACGUAGAGAUUCAAACACCAAUAGAUUGUGUAUCUGCGAUCUACACUGUGUUAUCCCGUAGGCGUGGACAUGUUACUGCUGAUGUUCCUCAACCAGGCACGCCGUCUUACAUUGUUAAGGCAUUUUUGCCAGUGAUAGAAUCUUUUGGUUUUGAGACGGACUUGAGAUACCAUACGCAAGGUCAAGCAUUUUGCCUUUCAGCUUUUGAUCAUUGGGCUAUUGUUCCCGGAGAUCCUCUGGACAAAAGCAUUGUUUUGCGCCCACUUGAACCAGCACCAAUCCAGCACCUUGCCCGUGAGUUUAUGGUAAAAACAAGGCGUAGGAAGGGAAUGAGUGAGGAUGUCAGCAUAAGUAAGUUCUUUGAUGAGGCUAUGAUGGUCGAGCUGGCACAGCAGGCAGCAGAUCUUCAUCAACAAAUGAUGUGAUUCUUUAUAGAAGCUUCUAUCCAAUUUGGUCUUCAUUUUUUAUUUUUCUUCAGAAGUUUGGGCCUUUGGGCUGUUCGAUUCAUAAACAAAUGAUAUGUGAUGCAAGCAAAAUUGUAAGUGUUUUGCUUUGCGAGUUGGCUUUUUUUUUUUUGAGUGUGCUCAAGGGUAUCCCCACCCCCUUUGGGGGUGAGACUCUAAUCCCAACCGUGCAUUGUCGGUCUCUUGCGGGGGUAGCAUUAUCCAAUCCGUUUUUUCCAUAUCCAGAGCUCGAACUCGAGACCACUGGUUAAGAGAACUCAGACACCUUCCAUCUGAGUCGACGGGUUUGGGUUGCUUUGCGAGUUGGCUUUGGCACAACUGUUUAAUGUACUGGUGCAAACACCUAUGCCAUUGAAGGUAUCACCAAUCCAGCGGGGGCAUCUUUUGUAUCUGUAAUUCUGUGUUGAAGGUAUCACUAAUUGUAGUAGUACUAAUAUUAUUCCCACCCCUCCCCAAAACAAUGAAAAUUG